Messenger RNA from Gastrolobium bilobum, 1370 nucleotides. Its product is annotated as signal recognition particle 43 kDa protein, chloroplastic-like. Gene Ontology annotation, molecular function: protein binding. The transcript has a single exon. Lineage: Eukaryota; Viridiplantae; Streptophyta; Magnoliopsida; Fabales; Fabaceae. The coding region runs from base 163 to 1290 and encodes 375 amino acids. The record is from RefSeq and is a predicted model, not a curated record.
AAUCCAAUUACAGUUUUCGGUCCCAUCUAAUCUAUAAACCACGAAAUGGAUGCGAUUCCUUAUCCAUUCCGAAACCCAUUACCACAUGUUGAAAGAACCACCACGAUACGUUACAAACAGAAGAAGAAGUAGCAGCAGCAGCAAAACAGCAAAACCAGAUUAAUGGAAGCUGUAUUCGUUACCAAACCAACUUCUCACUUCACAACAAAACUCUCUUCCAAUCCCAAACACCCAUUUCCUUCCCACCAACAAUCUUUUCCAAUUCUCCACAAAACAACCCACUUCCACUUCGUCUCCGCCGCACUCCAAAGCCAGCAUCAAAACCCAACACCCAAAGAAACCGCCGAAGAUGAGUCCUACGGCGAAGUCAAGGGAAUCAUCGGCAGCAGAGCCCUCGACGGCGCCACCGGCAUGGAGUACCUCAUCGAGUGGAAAGACGGCCACGCUCCUUCCUGGGUUCCCUCCGACUUCAUAGCCAAAGACGUCCUCGCCGAGUACGAGACUCCAUGGUGGACCGCCGCCAAGAAAGCCGAUGACUCCGCCCUCAACCGCCUCAUUGAAGCCGCCGACGACCGCGACGUCGACGCCGUAGACGCUGACGGAAGAACCGCGCUCCUCUUCGUCGCCGGACUUGGCUCGGAGCCGUGCGUCCGGCUGCUGGCUGAAGCCGGCGCCAACCUCGACCACCGCGACAACAGCGGCGGCCUGGCGGCGCUUCACAUGGCGGCAGGGUAUGUGAGACCUGGCGUCGCGAAGCUUCUUUUGGAGCUUGGUGCAGAUCCUGAGGUGGAGGAUGAUCGAGGAAGAACGGCGCUGGAUCUGGCGAGGGAGAUUCUGAAGGUGACGCCGAAGGGGAAUCCAAUGCAGUUCUCGCGGAGGAUUGGAUUGGAGAGUGUGAUUAGGGUUUUGGAAGGGGCGGUGUUUGAGUUCGCAGAGGUGGAGGAGAUUUUGGAACGUAGGGGGAAGGGUGAGAAUUUGGAGUACUUGGUGCGGUGGAAGGAUGGCAGUGCCAACGAGUGGGUUAAGGCGAGGUUUGUGGCGGAGGAUAUGGUCAGGGACUACGAGGCUGGACUUGAGUACGCGGUGGCUGAGGCGGUGGUUGAUCGGAGAAUUGGUGAUGAAGGGAAACAAGAGUUAUUGGUAAAGUGGAUCGAUUUAGAAGAGCCCACAUGGGAGCCCGAAGAGAAUGUGGAUCCUGAACUUAUCAAGGUGUUCGAGCAAAGUGUCAAUCAGGCCCAACCUGUUAUUAAUGGGCCUGCAAUGGUCGUUUCGGAUCAGCCUGGCCCAUGAAUUUUUAUUCGGCCUCACUCUUACGGCAGCACAUGAUGAUUGUUUUAUUUCGAAUCAAAUCCAAUACAAAUUUUCCUCGA